Trifolium pratense (red clover) is the source of this 2446-nucleotide messenger RNA. Its product is annotated as 2-methylpropanoate--CoA ligase CCL4-like. The record is from RefSeq and is a predicted model, not a curated record. The coding region runs from base 99 to 2150 and encodes 683 amino acids. NCBI's taxonomy places the organism in Eukaryota, Viridiplantae, Streptophyta, Magnoliopsida, Fabales, Fabaceae. The transcript has a single exon.
UAAAGAUAUGUCAUACUUUUCUAUUUUCUUAAUUCAAGAGAUUAACUAAUCGUUAGUUGAUCCAAUUAUGACUGACACCGUAUUUGGUCGAGAGGACUAUGGAUCGAUCUCCUGCAACUACAAUUAGAAAAGAGUCGGAAUCACUUAAUGUUAGAACUGAACCCAAACAAAUUAGAUAUUUUAGUGGAUCGAUAAUGGAAAAAAAAAUGGUUGGAUUCAGUCAUUCAAAAGAGACACAUCAUCAUGUUGCAUAUAUUACUCGUACCGGUGUCACUGUCUUCUCCCACUCACCAACCCAUCUCUUGUCAUCUACCUUAUCUCCAACCCUUCUCAUAAUCUAUUUUAUUCUAACACUUGCUAGAUUUCUUCCCUCACUCACAAUCACACCCUCUAUAUUCAUUCACUUCACUACUUCACUAUCCAAUCCUCCAAAAACCCAAAAAAAAAAAAAAACAAAGUCAAUGGAACAACUCAAACCAAGUCCACCCAACAACCCUCCUCUCACACCCCUCACCUUCUUAGAAAGAGCCGCCACAAUUUACUCCGACAUACCCUCCAUCAUCUACAACGACACUGUUUUCACAUGGUCUCAAACUCACCACCGAUGUCUCCAACUCGCUUCAUCAAUCACCUCCCUCGGAAUCCGCCGUGGAAACGUCGUCUCCACGGUCGCUCCCAACAUCCCUGCCAUGUAUGAACUCCACUUCGCCGUUCCCUUCACCGGCGCAAUCCUCAACAACAUCAACACGCGCCUUGACGCGCGUAUCAUAUCCAAUAUCCUUAUUCACUCCGAAUCUAAACUUGUUUUCGUAGAUUGCUCCGCACGUGAUCUUGUUCUCCAAGCUUUAUCAUUAUUCCCAUCAAAACAACGAAAACCUCUCCUUAUCCUCAUCAAAGACGAAUCAUUCGAAACAAUCGAAACAAUUCAAACAAAUGAAAAUGGUUCUUCAUCUUCCACCGUUGAUUUCAUCUCAACUUACGAAGAUCUAAUUCAAAAAGGUGAACCGAAUUUUCAAUGGAUAUAUCCAGAUUCCGAGUGGGACCCGAUGUUACUUAACUAUACUUCUGGAACGACGUCGUCUCCAAAAGGUGUAGUUCAUUCACACAGAGGAACAUUCAUCGUGACCAUCGAUUCAUUAAUCGAAUGGACGGUUCCAAAACAACCGAUUUUACUCUGGACGCUUCCUAUGUUCCACGCUAACGGCUGGAGCUUCCCGUGGGGAAUCGCAGCCGUUGGUGGAACAAACAUUUGCGUAAGAAAAUUCGACGCUGAAAUUGUUUACUCUUUAAUCAAAAAGCAUCACGUGACACACAUGUGCGGUGCUCCGGUAGUUCUUAAUAUGCUAACAAAUUCUCCAGACAACAAACCGUUAGAAAAAACGGUUAAGAUUUUAACCGCCGGAGCACCGCCACCUGCCGCGGUUCUGUUCCGUACAGAGUCGUUAGGUUUUACAGUGAGUCACGGUUAUGGAUUAACCGAAACCGGUGGAUUGGUUGUUUGUUGUACAUGGAAGGAGAAAUGGAAUAUGUUACCGGCGACGGAGAGAGCGAGGUUGAAGUCACGGCAAGGAGUGAGAACUAUUGGUAUGACUGUUGUUGAUGUGGUGGAUCCCAGUACCGGAGAAAGCGUGAAGCGCGACGGAAACACCAUAGGUGAAGUUGUUAUGAGAGGUGGUUGUGUUAUGUUAGGGUAUUUGAAAGAUCCUGAAGGAACUGCAAAUUGUUUGAAGAAUGGUUGGUUUUACACAGGUGAUGUUGGUGUGAUGCAUGAAGAUGGGUAUUUGGAGAUUAAGGAUAGAUCAAAGGAUGUGAUUAUUAGUGGUGGUGAGAAUUUGAGUAGUGUGGAGGUUGAAUCGGUUUUAUAUGGACAUUCGGCGGUGAAUGAGGCGGCGGUGGUGGCGAGAGAGGAUGAGUUUUGGGGGGAGACACCGUGUGCAUUUGUGAGUUUGAAAAAUGGUUUGAAAGAAAAGGAUAUACCGACGGAGAAAGAUAUUGUUGAAUACUGUAGGAAGAAUUUACCGCAUUAUAUGGUUCCAAAAACGGUAGUUUUUAAAGAUGAACUUCCUAAGACAUCUACCGGAAAAAUCCAGAAGUUUGUUCUUAGACAGAUUGCUAAGGAUAUGGGACCAAUUAGAAAAAGUCGAAUGUGACAAAACGGGUAUAGGAAAAUUUUGUAUUGCCAAGGUGGGUCCAAAAUAAAACAUAGUAUUAUACCUUACUACAUGCAUGUCAUGUGAAUAAUGAAAUUGAUGAUAAAAUGAGAUAUAUGUUGUCAAGUUAUGCACGAUUCUUCUUCUUGUUUAUGGAUAUGUGAUAGGUAUUAUUUUGUCAUUUUGUAGAUGGCUUUGGAAUUGGAUUGGAGGGAGAGAUUGUACAAAAUGAUAACAUAUAUUAGUUAUAUUAUCUUUUCAUAAGGAAGGGUUUUAUUAUCUUUUUUAUGAGAAAA